Molecule: messenger RNA, 4041 nt
Organism: Megachile rotundata (alfalfa leafcutting bee)
Lineage: Eukaryota; Metazoa; Arthropoda; Insecta; Hymenoptera; Megachilidae
Product: transmembrane protein 184C
Source: RefSeq, a predicted model, not a curated record
UCAAUACUCGAUUAUCGCGAAAUGUCAAAAUAGGAUUUGUAUUUAUGCAGUUCUUUGCUACCACGUAACAUGUACUACGUUAAAUACAAUCUUGUCUCAAAGUCCUUAUGAUAAACCUACAAUUACACAGAGACUUUUCGACUUGAGAACCAUGCGGAUAUUGUGGACCGUCCAAAGAACCUUUGAACCCAUGACAAUCUUGGUUGAUUUAGUCAACGUAUUUUUAACUACCUUAUCGAUAAGAAACUACUCAUAACACUCUUGACAAGCUGGAAUCAAUGUAAAUUCACUGAAAUUGAUAUCCACGCGGUUACUGCAUAACUGAGGUCGAGGGGGUUAAGAGGUGGCUUUCCCCCCUUUUACUGUCAUUGUCAGCUGAUUUGGUUCACCGUUGAUUCAUCAUAUCCGACAAGGUUGUUAUAACUUUUUUUAAAGCUUCACUACGCCAUUUACUAUGUUCCCGAAGUUAUAGUCUUUAAUAUCGAAUAUCACGAAGCCAUAAGUGCACCCAGGGGUAAAUUGUACCUUUUACUUGUGUUCUAUGAAAAUAUUGAAUUUGAGAACAUUUUGACACUGAUUUAUCUAUUUUAUCACGGAUUCACAUGAACUCUUUGGAAAAUGCAUAUUAUGUGAUAUUAUUUUAAAACGUUUGAAGUGAUGGCUUCUAUUUGUCGCCGUUGGAGGCUAUGGAUUUUACCAGUUUUAACUUGUCUAUAUGCACUCCUUAUUAUAAUUCUGGUACCAAUUCUGUUGGCAAAUUCCAUUAAAAAUGGUUUCAAAAAGCAGGAUCAAGGAGCACUCGUGGGUGGUGCAUUUGUACUGCUUGCAUUACCUAUUGCUUUUUAUGAAAUUGUACAACACAUGAUAUAUUAUACCCAACCUAGACUACAGAAGUAUAUUAUAAGAAUAUUAUGGAUGGUACCAAUUUAUGCAGUAAAUGCUUGGCUUGGCCUGGUAUACCCUGAAGGCAGUAUAUAUGUGGACAGUCUAAGGGAGUGCUAUGAAGCAUACGUAAUAUACAAUUUUAUGAUGUAUUUAUUGGCCUAUUUGGACGCGGAUCGUCAGCUGGAACAUAGACUUGAAAUGUCUCCUCAAGUGCAUCAUAUGUUUCCUUUAUGUUGUUUGCCUGACUGGGAGAUGGGGAGAGAAUUUGUACAUAUGUGCAAACAUGGGAUUUUGCAGUACACUGCUGUUAGGCCUAUAACAACUUUAAUGUCUUUUAUCUGUGAACUGAAUGGAGUAUAUGGAGAAGGUGAAUUCAGAACAGAUGUAGCUUUUCCAUAUAUGAUUGCUUUAAAUAAUUUAUCACAGUUUGUUGCUAUGUAUUGCCUGGUACUUUUCUACCGUGCCAACGCAGAGGCAUUAAAACCGAUGAAACCAAUUGGCAAAUUUUUAUGUAUUAAAGCAGUCGUAUUUUUCUCUUUCUUUCAAGGUGUAAUUAUUGCAUUGUUAGUAUACUUUGAUGUCAUAUCGAGUAUCUUCAAUACAAAUGACAUGGAAGACAUUAGAAAUAUAUCGUCAAAAUUACAAGAUUUCUUAAUUUGCAUCGAAAUGUUCUUAGCUGCUGUGGCUCACCAUUAUAGCUUUUCGUAUAAACCUUUUGUAAAUCUAGCUCAAGGUCAAGCAUGGUGGGAUGCAUUCAGAGCUAUGUGGGACGUUUCAGACGUUCAUAACGAUAUCAAAGAACAUCUAGGAGUAGUAGGAUCAUCGUUAAGUCGUAGGAUACGUGGUCGAAGCGCUUAUCAACAGACCUGGGGAAGCGCGACAGAGCGUACAUCCCUUCUUCCGGAAGCGUCUGUAACUACGGCAAGAAGUGCACCAGCAUGUUCCUUUUCCGGUUAUAAUACAGCAGAAGUCGAUCAGAACGAUGUUCCUGUCGAUCUCGUUCCGGACGUGCAGGAUACUACCAACACGGUGAAAACGUAACCGAGUGGUAAUCAAAAUAAUACUCUGAUUAUUAAGAAUGUUAACCGAGAGAGCACUUUUUGUCUUGAACACUGUCCGAAUUUGCUCUGUAUCGUUAGUAUUACCUUCUAAGCAGAGAAAUCUAAUUUUGCAACAAGCAUUCGGCCCCCUAAAUUGUACAAAUUUUCAUUGUCCUGUUUGUUAAACGACACGCGCUCAUUACGGGGGACGAUGCAAUGUGCGCCAUAAUGAAUUAAGAGAUUUGAUACACGUCACUUGAACGAGACACAUGUUGUCCAUCUCGUUCAUUUAACGAUAACGCUUUUUUCCUCCUUUAUUUGCGACUAAUUGCGCCGUACCGUGUUACCAAUGAUGUAUUACCAAAUAAUUGUAUAUGUACAGUAGUAGAUAACACUGUGACUACUUAAUAUUUUCUGUAUUCGAUACAUCGAAAGUCUAGAAGGAAUUGAUGACCAGAAAGUACUGUAAAUUAGCCGGUUGUUAGAAAAUCGUCUUAUGAAUUACGAUACUUUUGAUGUUUCGAAUACGUGAAAUAUUAAUAUUAUAGUUUUAUCUACUGCUGUAUGUUUAUAUAUGUAUAUGUUACAGUAAAAGUUGCAAUUUAGUAAAUAUAUACAUUCGUAUACUGUAUAAUCAUUGUAUCCACAACUUAUAAAGAGCAAAAAUGUUCGCAUAAAUUGAUACUUCCGUUAGGAAAAGAUUAAAUUUUAUUCUGUGUGAGUACAUUCGCUUGUCAAGUUAAGAUGCGGAUACAUUGAUUAAUGAGUGUAUACUAUUAGCAAACUGACAUAUUUACUGUAACAUAUAUACACACAUAUAUAUGAUGUUUAUACUUAGAACAAUAUAUCGGUGCAGUCCUAUUUAUAAACGUAUUGCGUUAUUUACUGCUGGUUAUUGACCCCAAAAAGAAAGAUACAUGAGAUUUAGUCAUUGUUCAGAUAAAUUUAAAUAUUAUCUAUUGUAUUUUUCGCCUACGUAAUUACUCGUCCAGUGCUUAAAAAUUUAUUAGAACUUUGUCCAAAUCUGUUAUUAAGUAUAUCGUAAAUAGCGAGGAAAAAAUCAUUCCUGCCAAAUGUACAUUAACAUUUAAUUUUAUAUCAACUACGUUGAUAAUAAAAUGUACGAAGGAAGUUUACAUGUUCCAAAAAAAGAAGAAUAGAAUUGUAAUACAUUAACGACCGUCGAAAACUAUGAGAAAUAGGAAAUGAUAAUUAUAGUCGAGUAAAACGGGUAUUUCCGUUUUGUGCCGUUAAUGUAUUAAUUUACACAACACGUUCGUAUCAUAUCAACAUAUACUUCUCGUUCAUAAAAGCUGUUGAUUAUUCUGGAGACAUACAUUGACGUAACUAGAUUGGGACUAUGGUGGGCCUAGCCCUUUCUAUACAGUGUGAGGACUAUGGGUGGUGGGAUACCUCAUAUAUGUUUUAUAUUAGGAAUUUAAAAAUUUUCAAAUCUCUAAAUUUCUAAAUGCCAUUCGGUCGUACCUGUGGUGCGUUGAAACUAUUAGUAAAGUUAGGGGACUUGACUCGCCACGGACAAAAAUUCUAGUUACGUUAAUGGAAAAAUAAUAUAUGUAAACUGUUUAUUUUGUGUAUCAUUAGUAACAAUGAAUAAGUUGACAAAAUCUUCUUAACUCGAUUAAUAAAAUUUUAUAAAUGCUUGUCAGAUAUUGUAAAUUUUUGCGUAAUGGUGUAUGUAAUUUAAUAUUUUAACAGAUAUUCGGACCAAAGAUGGAGUAUAUAGUUUACGUCACAGUUAGUGUUUGUCAGAACAAAUUAGAAGAGACCUGUAGUCCUAGUAAUUUAUAUUGUCAAUUAAAACCCUCAAAGGAAAUGAUAUUUUUAAUAUGUUUCUAACGCGUUAUUUGUAACUUUGUGAUACACGUGGAAUAUAUUAAUUAUCUAUUAUUACGAAUCGAUGAAAGACAGGAAUAAAUUUCAAUGGAACGCAUUGUAAAUUUUUGUGUACGAUGGGAAGAAACUUAGACAUAGACUGCGUAUUUUAAUAACUCCUACCACUUUUGUACAAAAAAUGUACUCCAAUUUCAUAAGUACUUAACGAAUGAUUCUAUCAAGUGUUAACGACAUACUUUCUAGGACAGUGAAAGUUAUAAAA